Molecule: messenger RNA, 243 nt
Organism: Microtus oregoni (creeping vole)
Lineage: Eukaryota; Metazoa; Chordata; Mammalia; Rodentia; Cricetidae
Gene: Smim40
Product: small integral membrane protein 40
Exons: 1
Coding region: 1-243 (80 amino acids)
Source: RefSeq, a predicted model, not a curated record
AUGGCAGAGGAAGAGGGCAGUGUGGAGGAGGGGGAUGUGUUCCUAGCUUUCGCCCAGGGUCCCACUCCUCCUAGGGGGCCCCUGAGGCGUGCUCUGGACAAGAUCUUUCUCACCUUCCUGGUCCUCUUCCUGACUCUGCUGAUGCUGGAGGCUGCUUACAAGCUGCUGUGGCCCCUGCCAUGGGCGACGUUUCGGGACUGGCUCCUGCAGACACCCGAGAAGGAAGGGGCGCUGGAACUCUGA